Messenger RNA from Echinops telfairi (small Madagascar hedgehog), 6254 nucleotides. It is a transcript of the gene ZMYND8, whose product is annotated as zinc finger MYND-type containing 8. The record is from RefSeq and is a predicted model, not a curated record. NCBI's taxonomy places the organism in Eukaryota, Metazoa, Chordata, Mammalia, Afrosoricida, Tenrecidae. Gene Ontology annotation, biological process: regulation of DNA-templated transcription. The transcript is spliced from 24 exons. Bases 1526 to 5161 code for a protein of 1211 amino acids. Gene Ontology annotation, molecular function: protein binding.
UCAAGAAGUUUAAGGUUUCACAUACUGGUUUCCUGCUGGAGAGGAAAACUGCCUUCUAGGGGCUGGGAAGUUGAAGGUUAACCACCUCCCACAGCAGAGGACUGCCUGCCCAUCGGGCCCUUUGUUAAAAUGCCUUUCCUCUUACCCCAAGCUAGAAACCAGUGUGGGCAUCCAGGUGGAACAACCUGUGUGUGUGCCAGGGGGGUGGGGUGGGGGCGCAUAUUUCUUAAUAGUGAACGUUUGUCCUCUUCACUUUGCGCUGGAAGAGCACCUUCACAUCACCGGCGUGUUAUUUAUUUCGUGUGAGGGAGGCGUCUAAAUUUAGCAGGCUGCUUGCUUCAGAUGAAAACCCUUGCUGACUGACAACUUUCAAGUUGUUUCUUCGACGAUUUGUGUCUAUAGAUACAGGGCAAGUGCUGUUGUUCAUUGGUUUCCCAAUCACAGGACUUACGGGUGUGAACAUUCGGAUGUAAACCUCAACUUGGCCUUCUUUCCCCUCCUGGUACUAGUUAUCCUUAGAUUGGAGAGGCCUUCAAGCACCGAGUUAAAUUCUGAGCCGUAGUCUCUGUCUGGCUGCAGAUCCUCUCCUGCCAAUAACCACAAACACAGCCUCCCUUUCACACCCCUUCCUCGAACCCCCAUGUUGGUGGCCCCAGGGUUGCCGGGUUGGAGUCUGCCUUUUGCCUUGUCUUGCCCCAGACUGGUCUUUCUCCUCCUCUGUGUGCUCCCCAGCCUCCUUCCUGUGCUCGCUCUGCUGGCUCCUCCAUGGAAAAUUCCAGCCAUCCCCACUGAUAGUUCCCGUUUCUUCUGGUUCAGAAUUGCAUCUGGAGUCUUGGCCCUAUUCUUCUCCCUUUGGCCUGGUCUGGAUGUUUGGGAAAGUUUUAGCACCUCAAACAAUUUGCACCUUGGUUUGUUUAGCUUGCUGCUGGAGGCCUGGGAGGGGCUGUGUGCCUGUGAGCCCAUGUGGCCUGCGCCCUGCCUCACAGAGAGGAGGGGAGGCCAUUCUGUGUGGAUGACCUUCCCGGCCCAGAGGGUCUGUCUUCCCAGUUUGUCUCUGCAGCCCCCGGCUCUUCCCCUGUGUCUUCUCAAUAGCCCUUCCUCAUUCCACUUUUGUGGUGGGGGCAAACGACACAGCUUAGCAUUCCUGGGUGAAAUGCUGGUUGUGCGAAUGCUUUGAGACUAGGCAGGCCUUUUGCUUCUAGCCUGGGUAUUUUUGAAGGAAAGGACAAAAAACACCCAACUUUGUGAUUUAACAUCUGUGAAUUUGGGGGGCGGCUGUUGCUUGGCCUCCUGGGAAGGCUGUCAGCUUUCAGGGUAGUGGAGGUCUGGGGAAUGAGAAAUCGGACAACUGGGCUAGUAAUUUGAUUUGAAGAAGCGAACAACCUUUAAAAAAAAAGGCUCCCUCGCAGAGGCCUUGACUGAAGCGGGCUUGGUCCCCUGCCUUACCCGCGGCGUAAAAGUUGGGGGCUGGUCACCAAGCUUGGCGGAAGAGGAGAGAAAAACCGAACAGGAGGUGGUAGAGGCCAUGGACAUCUCCACUCGCUCCAGAGGUGCGCAGGUGACCCGUGACGAGGAUUCCAGGGAGUGUCCCGGGUUUGCUGCAGAUCCCGGCUCUGCAGAGCGAACAGCCCAGAAAAGAAAGUUCCCCAGCCCUCCGCACUCCUCCAAUGGCCACUCGCCCCAGGACACGUCCACAAGCCCCAUUAAAAAGAAGAAGAAACCUGGCUUAUUGAACAGCAACAGUAAGGAGCAGUCAGAACUAAGACAUGGUCCGUUUUACUAUAUGAAGCAGCCACUCACCACAGACCCUAUUGAUGUUGUACCACAGGAUGGACGGAAUGAUUUCUACUGCUGGGUUUGUCACCGGGAAGGCCAAGUCCUUUGCUGUGAGCUCUGUCCCCGGGUUUAUCACGCUAAGUGUCUGAGACUGACAUCGGAACCAGAGGGGGACUGGUUUUGUCCUGAAUGUGAGAAAAUCACCGUGGCCGAGUGCAUCGAGACUCAGAGCAAAGCCAUGACCAUGCUCACCAUCGAACAGCUGUCUUACCUGCUCAAGUUCGCCAUCCAGAAAAUGAAGCAGCCGGGGACGGAUGCAUUCCAGAAGCCCGUCCCGCUGGAGCAGCACCCCGACUAUGCAGAGUACAUCUUUCACCCCAUGGACCUUUGUACAUUGGAAAAGAACGCUAAAAAGAAAAUGUACGGAUGUACAGAAGCCUUCCUGGCUGACGCGAAGUGGAUUUUGCACAACUGCAUCAUUUAUAAUGGGGGAAAUCACAAAUUGACGCAAAUAGCGAAAGUAGUCAUCAAAAUCUGUGAACACGAGAUGAAUGAAAUCGAAGUGUGUCCCGAAUGUUACCUAGCUGCUUGCCAAAAACGAGAUAACUGGUUUUGUGAGCCUUGUAGCAAUCCGCAUCCUUUGGUCUGGGCGAAACUCAAGGGCUUUCCGUUCUGGCCUGCCAAAGCGCUGAGGGACAAAGAUGGGCAGGUGGAUGCCCGUUUCUUUGGACAACACGACAGGGCCUGGGUCCCGAUCAAUAAUUGCUACCUCAUGUCUAAAGAAAUCCCUUUUUCUGUGAAAAAGACGAAAAGCAUCUUCAACAGUGCCAUGCAGGAGAUGGAGGUCUAUGUGGAGAACAUCCGCAGGAAGUUUGGGGUCUUUAACUACUCUCCCUUCCGGACCCCCUACACGCCUAACAGCCAGUACCAAAUGCUGCUCGACCCCACCAACCCCAGCGCCGGCACCGCCAAGGUGGACAAGCAGGACAAGGUCAAGCUCAGCUUUGACAUGACGGCGUCCCCCAAGAUCCUGAUCGGCAAGCCCAUGCUGAGCGGGGGCACCGGUCGCAGGGUCUCCCUGUCCGACAUGCCGCGCUCUCCCAUGAGCACCAACUCUUCGGUGCACACGGGCUCCGACGGGGAGCAGGAUGCCGAGAAGAAGGCCACCUCCAGCCAUUUGAGCGCCAGCGAGGAGGACUUCAUGGAGAAGGGCACAGCUUCUCCAGCCUCUACCAAGACGGGCCAAGCGGGGAGUUUAUCUGGCAGCCCUAAACCCUUCUCCCCCCAAGCGCCAGCGCCACUCACAACGAAAACGGAGAAGGCGCCCACCACGUCCACCACUGGCAGCAUUCUGAACUUGAACCUGGACCGCAGCAAAGCCGAGAUGGAUCUGAAGGAGCUGAGCGAGUCCGUGCAGCAGCAGACCCAGCCCGUCCAGCUCAUCUCCCCAAAGCGGCAGAUCCGCAGCCGGUUCCAGCUCAAUCUGGACAAGACCAUCGAGAGCUGCAAGGCGCAGCUAGGCAUCAAUGAAAUCUCGGAAGAUGUCUACACGGCUGUGGAGCACAGCGAUUCGGAGGAUUCCGAGAAGUCCGACAGUAGCGACAGUGAAUUCAUCAGUGACGACGAGCAGAAGUCCAAGAACGAGCCCGAAGACGCGGAUGACAAAGAGGGCGGUCAAAUGGACAAAGAGCCAGCUGCCGUCAAAAAAAAGCCCAAACCCUCCAACCCCGUGGAGGUUAAGGAGGAGCUGAGGAGCUCCUCGCCCACCAGUGAGAAGGCGGACCCAGUGGUGGUCAAGGAAAAGACCAGCCCGGAGCCUGAGAAGGAUCUUCCAGAGAAAGCAAAACCUUCCCCUCUCCCGCCGAAGGAUAAGCUGAAGGGGAAAGACGAGACGGAUUCCCCGACGGUGCAUUUGGGCCUGGACUCCGAUUCAGAGAGUGAACUUGUCAUCGAUCUUGGAGAAGACCAUUCUGGGCGGGAGGGUCGGAAAAACAAGAAGGAGCCCAAAGAACCGUCUCCCAAGCAGGAUGUCGUGGGCAAAGCGCCGCCAUCCACCCCAGCGACGGGCAGCCAGUCUCCCGCCGAGACGCCGGUCCUCACCCGCGCUUCCUCCCAAACCCCCACGGCCGGAGUCACAGCCACCACCAGCACGACGUCCACGGUCACAGCCCCGGCCGCCGCCGCCACCGCCACGGGAAGCCCGGUGAAAAAGCAGAGGCCGCUCUUACCGAAGGAGACUGCCCCGGCCGUGCAGCGGGUCGUGUGGAACUCCUCAAGUAAGUUUCAAACGUCCUCCCAAAAGUGGCACAUGCAGAAGAUGCAGCGCCAGCAGCAGCAGCAGCAGCAGCAACAGCAGCAGAGCCAGCCGCCGCAGCCCCAGUCUUCCCAGGGGACGAGAUAUCAGACCAGACAGGCUGUGAAAGCUGUCCAGCAGAAGGAGAUCACCCAGAGCCCGUCCACGUCAACCAUCACCCUGGUGACCAGCACACAGUCAUCGCCCCUGGUCACCAGCUCAGGGUCCACAAGCACCCUGGCAUCCUCCAUCAAUGCUGAUCUGCCCAUUGCUACCGCCUCCGCUGACGUCGCCGCAGAUAUCGCCAAGUACACCAGCAAAAUGAUGGAUGCAAUCAAAGGAACGAUGACGGAAAUAUACAACGAUCUGUCGAAAAACACCACUGGAAGCACCAUCGCCGAGAUCCGAAGGCUGAGGAUCGAGAUUGAGAAGCUGCAGUGGCUGCACCAGCAGGAGCUCUCUGAGAUGAAACACAACCUGGAACUGACCAUGGCGGAGAUGCGGCAGAGCCUGGAGCAGGAGCGCGACCGGCUCAUCGCCGAGGUCAAGAAGCAGCUGGAGCUGGAGAAGCAGCAGGCGGUGGAUGAGACCAAAAAGAAGCAGUGGUGCGCCCACUGCAAGAAGGAGGCCAUCUUCUACUGCUGCUGGAACACCAGCUACUGCGACUACCCCUGCCAGCAGGCGCACUGGCCGGAGCACAUGAAGUCCUGCACCCAGUCGGCUACCGCCCCCCAGCAGGAAGCGGACGCCGAGGUGAGCACGGAAACACUGAGCAAGCCAUCCCAGGCUGCAUCCUCCAGCACCCAGGCAGCCCCCCCGGAAGCAGCCACCGCCUCGAAAGAGAAGGAGGCCUCGGCGGAGAAGAGCAAGGACGGUGGCUCUACUCUCGACCUUUCUGGCUCCAGGGAGACGGCUUCCUCCAUUCUCUUAGGCUCCAACCAAGGAUCUGAUCAUUCCCGGAGUAGCAAGUCCGGUUGCUGGAGCAGCGGGGAGGAGAAGCGAGGCUCUGCGCGCUCCGAGCACAACGCCGGCGGCGCCAGCACGAAGAGCCUCAUCCCGAAAGAGUCUCGCCUGGACACCUUCUGGGACUAGGGACUGACUGUGCCGAGCCGCCGCCACCAUUCAAAGCAAAAGCCACCCACAGACUCCAGCGCGAGGGCGAGAGAAGCGGCGCGAGAUGUGGGGAGCGCCCGCGCCUGGCGCCGUCGCCCGCCUCCACACUACAGCGCCCAGCCUCGGCCUCGGCCGAGGCCCCGCACGAGGCUUUCCAUGUAAAUAAUGUACCAUUUGUGGAUGCCACCGACCCUAGAGGGACCCGCCCCUUUUUAUAUUUGUAUGGACUUUAACUUAUAAAGGAGGAGGGAACACACAAAACGCAACAAAAACCAACAAAACGAUUAAAAAAAAAAAAAAGUGAAACCCCAACCAUGUUUUUGAAUUGGAGAAAGGGAUAGCCAGCCCAUUCCCGCUCCGAGGGAAGUGACGUUUCCAUUCGUCUUCUCGCGAGAGCACGUCAGACCUCGGCGUCGCUCUCCCUUGAAAUCCCGCGUGAUUAUGACGCGGAGCGCGAGCUCUCGGGACCGGAAGGAGGCGCGGAGACGUGCGCGCUUCCUGGUGGGAUGGGAAGGAAGGACGGCGCUGCCCUUAAGUCGGGGCGGUAGUGCGUUCACAGAGGAGCCGAGGGUCCGACGUCGCUGCCGCCGUCGCCGUCGCGGGAGCCGGAGCUCGCAGGCAAGGGCGCGCGGAGGGCGUUGGAGGCGAGGGCGAAGCAUGCGUGUGUUUCUGUGAUGGGAUGUUGCGUUUUUAUGUAAGCAUGACAGCGAGGCCGGGUGAGCGCGCGCGGCCACCCCCACCCGCCGUGGUGUCCGCAGUGACACUCCGUUCCGCGGUAGGACAUUCGUAAGUCGUGUCACACCAGGCCAGGCCAACAAGCGUCGAACAAAUGUCCCGCUUCCAGCUAGUUGACCCUUAUUAGAGAAGAAGCAAAACGGGAGAGCGUUAUUAGAAGAACGUGCGCGCGCGAGAAAAGAACAUUUGUGAAUUGCAGUUGCCCAGGAUUUAAAAGGAAAAAAAAAAAUAGCCUAGCUGGCCUUAUUUGUGAAGCAUAAUUGCUUUUAGCAUAUGGAAGUAUUUUUUCACAUUUUCUUUGUAUAAAAUUUGUAUUAAACUUAAAUAUCUUUUUGGA